AUGGGGAGAGAGAAGGGCACACAAGAAGGACCCGUUGGGGCCGGCGACUCCAUCACCCCGUUGCCCCGCCGACUUGUGGAGGACUACUGGCGUGCCGUCUUGGACGCGGGUCGCGAGCCGCCGGCGUACCGCACCUUCUCCGACCGCUACAGAGGACCAAAUGGGGCGGCCUACGCCACUCGCCAGGAGGGACGACUUCGGGAAAUGACAGGAACAGUAAGUAGUUCGGUGGAUCCUGUGCAGUGGUGUAUGGAACGUGCAGAUGCCGAGGAGAUGGCAGGACAAUUUCAGGAGGCGCAGAAUUAUUUACAGGCAGCUCUUGAACACUUUCGACAAGGAGAGUCUCGUCCUACUGGAAAUGUAUCUAAGUCUACAAUUAUAUCGGAAGUAAAAGUUGAGGAGGACAGAAUACGAACUGCUUCUAUUUUGUUUCGUAUUGGAAAGUUGUCAAUGCGAAAAGGGGAUCAUAGGGAAGCACUUGGUAUUUUUACACUCAGUAGUCGUAUAGAUCCGCUUACUCCAGCUACUUAUGCUCUUCGUGGUGCCUGUUACGAGUACUUGGAGGAGUAUAACAAGGCGUGUGAAGAGUAUAAGAAAUAUCUUUCACUGAGUGAACCUACUAUGGCGGUACUAGCCCAUACUGGUCAAUCUGCAUUAAAAGCUGGACAAUAUGAUGUUGCAGAGCAGUAUUUAAACGAUUUACUUCGAUUGACAAGUGUAACUAAUAUUUCUUUAAACUCAAAUCCUGGUAAUAAUUCAAAUUAUUUUGAAUCUCCAAGUUUUUAUGAAUCCCAUGCAUAUUAUUCCCUGGGACUUGUGAGAGAUGCUCAAGCUGUUCAAAUAUCUGCAAACGUGCCAGGAAGCUCAAUUAAUAGUCUUAAAAUAGAAGAAUUAUCGCAACAGGCACAAAAUUUCUUUGACUUGGCUGCUGCUAAUUCAGCGUAUGUAAUUGCUUAUGAAGAUGCUGUUGAGAGUGCCAUUGCUGCUCAAGAUGCACCUUUAGCAUUGGAGAAUUUACGUCAUUUGCAGAGAUUGCACAGAAAUUGUCCACAAUAUUAUUCCCGUGCAGCAGAUGUUUCUGCUAUGAUUAAUGACACCAAAUUGGAAGUUGAAGAACUUUCCAAAGCUCUGGAUCAGAGACAAUCCAUACUAAGUCGUCGACAAACACUCCUUCAUCGAGCAGCGGUUUAUGCUUGGAAGUUGAACAACCUUGAUAAUGCUAUUGUUGAUCUUACACUUUUAUUAAGUCUUCCAGGGAAUGAUCAUUUCACAGCAAUGGCAUAUCUUCAACGUGCCAGAGCAUUUCAACAAAGAAGUUGUGAACGCCCUCAGAGUGCACGUGAAGACGUUGCUGCCGCGUUAUCUGAUUAUGAUAAAUUUGUAGAAACAGCCUUAAUGCAUCCAGAAGAAUUACCAGCUCCUCCAGAAUCCAUUACAGAAGCUAUGCUUAUUCUUGCUAAUGGAGCAUUUAAAGCGAAAGAUUAUAGUCGUGCCGCACAUUUCUUUGCACGUGCUAUUGCGAGAGGUUGGCAACCAAAAGAACCUUUGCCACAAGGUCUUCGUCGUCUUAAGAAAAAAGACGAUACUAGUACUACUACUAUUAUUACAACAGCUACAACUACUAGUACUAGUACUACUAAUGCUACUAAUGCUGCUACUGUUGCUACAUCUGCGGUUACCUCAUUACCUUCUUCUUUUACUAAUCCACUUGCAGAGUCAAAUCUUCUUGCAAAGAUGUAUGUCGCAAUUGCUCACACUGUAAUUGAAAAAUUUCCAGUAUCGGAGGAUAUGUUUCGAGUAUCGUAUGAGCAGCGUGAGAAGCCUUCUGUAUCAAUGGUACCAGAAUCGAAAAAAUCAAAAGCGGCAGAAAGAAAAGAGGCAGAGAAACCGAUAGUGGCUGUACCUGCGGUUGGUUAUCAAGUGGUGGAAGAACAAUAUCAGCGUCUUCGUGCUCUCGAACCAACUGUUUUCUCUUCACUAGAGUAUGAACUACUUGAGUUGUGGGAACCGUACCGCAUUGAAGUUGAACGAAUGAGAGAAGACCUGAUGCUCAUAAGAAGUGGGAAGAAAGUCAAACGACGCUGA
This is a messenger RNA of Trypanosoma theileri, 2085 nucleotides long. RefSeq lists its product as uncharacterized. The transcript has a single exon. Gene Ontology annotation, cellular component: cell outer membrane. The record is from RefSeq and is a predicted model, not a curated record. Gene Ontology annotation, molecular function: protein binding. Bases 1 to 2085 code for a protein of 694 amino acids. Lineage: Eukaryota; Euglenozoa; Kinetoplastea; Trypanosomatida; Trypanosomatidae. Gene Ontology annotation, biological process: receptor-mediated virion attachment to host cell.